Molecule: messenger RNA, 1683 nt
Organism: Haliotis rufescens (red abalone)
Lineage: Eukaryota; Metazoa; Mollusca; Gastropoda; Lepetellida; Haliotidae
Product: beta-1,4-mannosyltransferase egh-like
Exons: 2
Coding region: 279-1658 (459 amino acids)
Cellular component (GO): cytoplasm
Molecular function (GO): beta-1,4-mannosyltransferase activity
Source: RefSeq, a predicted model, not a curated record
CCCACACCAUGUUUACAGUGUGACAUUUUCUGUCCCUGCAGAAACUCGUUGCCAAAUAAUCUUGCAUACUUGGGCAACGCGGGAUUUUACUGAGCGCUCCGUGCUCAAACACUAGACAUCGAUUGUUUUAGAUCUUUCAACCGCCCUUGAGAGUGCGGCACAUCACAAGCGCUAUCAUCCAAUGCGAGCGGUCAUGCGAUGGAAUCGUAACUUAUCAGACGUCAACAGACAGCUGACACAGAAAGUAAGAUACGAUACGAACGGACCAUCUGGAUACCAUGUACAGUCGCCUAAAACACUAUCUCACAGUCGUUCUUCUCUUCGUUAUUCUGUUCGUCGUCUUCUCAGCAUCAGGAGCUCUCCCCUUUGCAAGUGAUCCGUUAGAAGCCAUUGAUCCUUACACCAAAUAUGGCACGAUCCCAACACUGUUUAUGUAUGUUCUACGAAUCCUUGCCUUGGUGCCGUUACCUAUAACACUAAGCAACUUUAUAGGGAUCCUGGUGGGAAACACUCACCCAGAUCCCCCGAAACUUAUGAUGUCACCCCUCUUUGGGCCCAUCUGUUUCAGAGUGGUGACUCGUGGUACCUACCCAGACCUAGUGAAGAGGAAUGUGCAAAGAAACGUAGAACUGUGUUCCAAAGUAGGUCUUACCAAUUAUAUAAUCGAGGUUGUAACAGACAGACCUAUCUCCCUGGACGAGUCAAUUAAUGUGAGGGAGCUAGUUGUACCAUCAAUGUACAAAACGUCGCGGGGGGCCUUAUACAAAGCACGUGCAUUGCAGUACUCUCUAGAAGAUGACGUGACGGUUUUGAACGACAGUGAUUGGGUGGUUCAUCUGGACGAGGAGACCCUCCUUACAGAAUCUUCUCUGGCAGGAGUGUUGAACUUCAUCCGCUCAGGACAGUACGAGUUUGGACAAGGCGUUAUCACGUAUGCCAGUGACUCUAUUGUAAAUUGGGUGACAACAUUGGCCGAUCUGCUGCGGGUUGGAGCCGACUAUGGCACGUUGAGAUUCACGCUCGGUGUGCUUCAUAAGCCUGUUUUCAGCUGGAAAGGUUCGUUUAUCGUAGCGAACGCCGGCGCUGAGAAAAAGGUUUCAUUUGACUUUGGUCCAGAAGGAAGCAUUGCUGAAGACUGUUUCUUCGCCCUCACGGCGUGGAAGGAAGGGUACAAAUUUGGAUACGUUGAAGGGGAAAUGUGGGAAAAGUCCACGUUUUCUGUCAUGGACUAUAUUCGACAGAGGAAGCGUUGGAUUCAGGGUAUAUCACUCACUUUCCUCAGCAACCAGAUUCCUUUCAGAUACAAACUUGGGAUCAGUGUAAUGAUUCUGUCAUGGGUGGUAAUGCCUGUGACGGCUCUUAACUUUAUUCUUAUCCCCCUCUUCCCCAUUCCAGUGCACCCGUUACUUGAUUUGUUGUUUGCCUUCACUAGUGGCGUUGUUGUGUUUCUCUUCAUCCUCGGGGCGAUCAAGUCCUUCUCCAUUCGUAGACAUGGAGCGCUAAAGUGUAUGGUGUUGUGUGUCUUAACUAUAUUCAUAGCGCCGUUGACUAUGGUUCUGGAGAGCAUAGGCGUGGUGUUAGCAGCUAUAUCAAGGAGAAGCUACGAGUUCCAUUUAGUGAGAAAGGACUUAGAGACCGUUCUGACUAUCCCUGUAUAAUAGCAACGAAUACACUGAUGCUACA